AUGAAUUUAGAAUCAUUAGCUAAUGAAUUAUUACUUGAUUUAUUUGAAUAUUUUUCUAUGACUCAUCUUCUUCAAUCUUUCGACAAUCUUAAUAUUCGUUUUAAUAAUCUCAUCUCUCUUUAUUAUCAAACACAUACUUUAAAUUUACAAUCGAUAUCAAAAUAUUAUUUUGAUCUUAUUUGUCAAAAGUAUAUACCAUCAAUAACUAAUCGAAUCAAUUCACUUCAACUUUCCGAUGAUGAUGAUACUCCACAACAAAUCGAUCUAUUUUUUUCCUAUGGUUUAUCGUUUCGUCAUUUUUCUCAUUUAAAAUCUUUAUCAAUCUAUCGAUUUUGCUCAUUACACUUACUCGAAAGACUUAUGAAUGAAAUACUUUAUCUACAUCAUCUUACCUAUUUAAAAAUUAUCAGAUAUAUUAUUAAAUAUACUGAAAUAUAUGACAUCGGUAUAAUCAGCCUUAUCGAACGAUUAUCAAAACUUACUUAUUGUUAUUUCGAUAUCACACAUGAUAAUGAUGGUUUUUAUCAAACAUCAUCUAUCAUUUCAACAUCUUUAAAUUCUUUAUCUCUUCCAUAUUUAGAAUGUAAUCUAAAUCAAUUAAUAUCUUUAAUUAAAAAUACAUUUAAUCUCUAUUCAUUACAAAUACGUAUUAAUGAUUUUGUAAUUAAAUCACCAAUACCAUUGAUUAAAUUUUUGUCAAUUAAAAAAUUGAAUAUAAAUUUUUUAGGUUCUUUAAAUAUAAUGAAGAAUUUGUUGCGAACAAUGCCGAAUUUAGAAGAAUUAAAAAUUGAACUUCAAUCGAAUUAUAUUAACGGAUAUGAAUGGGAAUCUAUCAUUGAAAAUAAUUUAUUAUAUUUAAUUAAAUUACAAUUUAAAAUGUCAGUAUCAAUUUCUAAUCAAAAUAAUAAAGAAGAAGAAAUUGACGAAAUAUUAAAUUCAUUUCGUAGUGAGUUUUGGAUUAUAAAACAUCAAUGGUUUGUUCAAUGUAAUUGGAAUCCAAUUAAAUCAUCAUCAUCAACUGUUCAUGUAUAUACAUUACCUUAUGCUUUUAAGAAUUUUUUCUUUAUGGGGAAUAGUCGAUUAAAAUCAACAUAUCCUGAUAAUAAUUAUCAAUGGUCAUUUGAUUGUAUACAUAAUUUAUAUUAUAAUUAUCUUUCAUCACAAAAUUUACCUUUAUUUCGUAUGGAUUUACGUAAUAUUCGUCAUUUAGAUAUAACUAUUCCUUUUGAUAAUUCAUUUUGGUUGAUUGUAUCAACACUUAAUCGAUUACAAUCGUUAAGUAUUGUUUCGUAUAAUGAUAUGAAUUCUAUUGAUAUACAAUCGAAUUUAGAAAUAUUAUUUGAACGUUCACCAUAUCUUCAUUCAUUGAAAUAUUUCUCUUGGUUUGUUCAAAUUGAAUUUGUAGAAAAAAUCAAACAUUUAUCUAUUCGUCGACUUGGUUUACAAGGACCACAUAUGAUUUAUAAUCAAGAGCAAUGUUUAGAAUUAUGUCAUUCAUUCAUGGGACAACAAUGUGAAGUUCUUUCUAUUAAUGUUCAACAACGAACUGAUAUAAUUAAUCUUAUUAAUAAUAUGAAAAAUCUUCGUGCUUUAAGUGUAAAAUGUUCUAGAAUGACAUUAACUGAAGAAGAAAAUCAAGAUUUAAUUCAAUGGUUACAACAAAAUUUACGAACAACAUGUUCUAUUUCUAAUUCAACAGAUUGUAAUAAUAAUAUUCGAAUAUGGAUUCGUUAA
Messenger RNA from Adineta steineri, 1734 nucleotides. NCBI's taxonomy places the organism in Eukaryota, Metazoa, Rotifera, Eurotatoria, Adinetida, Adinetidae. The record is from the annotation of a GenBank genome assembly.